This is a messenger RNA of Motacilla alba alba, 1096 nucleotides long. RefSeq lists its product as uncharacterized. The transcript has 2 exons. Lineage: Eukaryota; Metazoa; Chordata; Aves; Passeriformes; Motacillidae. Bases 25 to 1062 code for a protein of 345 amino acids. The record is from RefSeq and is a predicted model, not a curated record.
ACUGAUCAUAGGCAAACUCCGCUGAUGUUUUCCUGCUUUUCAGUUUCACUGGGAGCACCAACCAUUUUCUCUUUAGUUUUAGUUUAUCUUCAGUCUGUGUUAAUCCCAUCAUGCACAGCAGGACAGCUGAUUGUGGUGAUCUGUGUGUGGUCCUGCCAGACUUUUCUUGAAGUCCAAGAAGAGAAACCAAACAGUUUGGUUCAUUUUUUGGGUUUACUUACCCAAAACAAGAGCUCUCACACGCAGCACCACUGCUCUAACCUGGCAAGGUCUGAAAGUACAGGAAUUUUUUCUCAAACCAGGCCCAAACUCUCUGAGGCUGAAAUGCUGCGUAGCCACGCACAGCAGUGCAGGCACACGCAGGUGGAGCCGUGCAGCAGGGACACAGGUGGAGCCGUGCAGCAGGGACGUGCACAGCAGUGCAGGCACACGCAGGUGGAGCCGUGCAGCAGGGACACAGGUGGAGCCGUGCAGCAGGGACGUGCACAGCAGUGCAGGCACACGCAGGUGGGGCUGUGCAGCAGGGACACGGGUGAAACUGUGCAGCAGGGACGUGCACAGCAGUGCAGGCACUCACAGGUGGGGCUGUGCAGCAGGGACACAGGUGGAGCCGUGCAGCAGGGACGUGCACAGCAGUGCAGGCACACGCAGGUGGAGCCGUGCAGCAGGGACACGGGUGGAGCCGUGCAGCAGUGCAGCAGGGCCGUGCAGCAGCGCUGCUGCAGGGGCAGGGCUCCCCGCGGUCCUGCCCCGCCGCAGGGUGAGGCUCUGCUCCAGCCGCCCACUGCUCCCCCCAGGAGCGGCUCCUCUCCAGCCUCAGCCCUGCAUUCUCCAUCCCUCCCUCGCUCUGCUCCCGCUGCCAUCAAAGGGGAUUCUCUCUGCUGUGGUGGGUGUGUUCCCAAACUAUUAGGAGAGAAAUAUGUUGGUGCUUGUCUUGUGUUCUCUGCCCUUUCUGCUCCAAAUGCUUCUGAUGCUCUGAUCAAACAUUUCCCUCGCUGGAAGAGAGGCCUUUGCAGCAAAGCCAGAUCUGCCUCUGCCUUGCAGUGCAAUGCCCUGGACUAGCUGGGGAAUCACAGUGGAAGUCUGCAGACAUCAG